GCGCGUCGGACGUGCGCGUCAUCGUAACAGUUUGGUUUGUUUUCUCACGUCGUUCGAAGUUGUUCUGAAAUAGUUGUUAAAAAUGAUGUAAAAACUCACAAAACGUGAUACAAAUAUAAUUAGUAGCGACUCCCCACGACUUCGCCCUGGUGGCAAAGAAUCAGUUUGAUCCCUUCCCGGUGAUGUCUCGUCCAUCAGCAAAAAUAUUGUUAAAACGCUCUGGCUCACUUUGCGAAAUGCUGAUACAGAUCAUAGAUUGGGUCGGUCAAAUGAAGAAACUGAUGGGAAUGGGGAUUUUCAAUUUUCACAUAUUUACUUACGAGUAUACCCAACCUAAUGAUGUUGACCAAUUCCAAUUUACAGCUCUGCGAUUUAAUUAUUGUAUAAAAGCUACCUGUGAUAAGGUUCAUAGUAGUGAGAAGGAAGCCGACAGUACGAUGAGCUCCUCAGCGGGCCGAGAGAAGACCGCCGCGCCUCCCGGCUUGCUCCACCGCCGCUACUCCGCACCGGAAACUGUCAUGCGCAAGUAUCGCUUGGAGCAACUAAAUGCCCAGGAAUCGAACAGCAUCCUCGAGACGUGCCCCUGCGCCCUGAGCGACGCCGAGGCGGGGUCGGCGCGGCGCGAGCGCGGAGCGACGCGGCGCUCGGCACUCCUUCGCCGGCUGCGCGGCCGCGUCGUCUGCGCCUGCGUCUGUCGCUGCGCGCCCGCUUGCCGCUCACUGGACGCCUCCCGCUCGGAGCUGCGUCCGACCUCAGCCGCUUCGGCCUCCGGACGCACCUCACCUAAUCGGUUACGGCUGGAAUCGAGCACCACGCCGUCCCGACUCGGCGUCUCGUCCUCCACCGAAAGAGACGCGGCGAUUUCAUCAUUUACCGACACGGACGUCCGAAACGGUUCUGCUUCGGAGACAACUUACAAAGACGUAUCGGAAGCCGGGCUUCGACUUUCCGAAAUGACGGGUGUCGCAACACCGACCAUCAGCACCGCCGGCUCCGGCAGUCGCCCCGACGGAAACUCAUUCGCCGAUUCGAGCGAUACCUUCUCUGUGACUACGUGCACGACGAGAGAUGCCGCGCGUAGGGCGCCGAGCUCGGCCGCCGCCGGAGCCGAUGAAGUACAGCAACACGACAAUGUGACGACGAGACCCCCAUCGUACGAUAUCCUCGAAAUCGUCGUGUCGGAAUCCGUGGACACUAAUUACACUUCAGGCUCCAACGUGUCGUUUUCUGACAAUAAACAAAAACGACUGGGAAAACAAUCGCCAGACAAAUAUAAAGACAUUUCAGGAGAAAAUAUUGACGAGUAUGUUUCUGGUAUAUUAGUAGAAAGCUUGAACUCGUUGACGGACCAAUUGGAAUCUAUGAACGCAUCCAUCGGGGCCAAUGGGAAAUUGAAUAUUAUCGAAAAGGAGAUAAAAAUAAAAUUACAAAACACGGGGGUGAACACCAUAGUGCAUUUGAGCCCCACUUCGAACAAUCAAAUUAUAUUUGGUCACGAGGAGCUGUGUAGCAGCGACGAGCGCCGCGAGAGGAGCGGCGAACCAGGCGCGCCCCUGCCGGCCCUGCUGAGCCAGCCCGCCGGCGCAGGCCGCCCCGCACUCCCGCACCACUCCGUGGACAACAGAGCGGUCUUACAACAAAUACAAAGACUGUUUCAGGACGACUUUCAGUUGUUGGAACGCAAUGCGCGUUAUUCCAAUGAAAGUAUGUCGAGCAUAUCUCACAUAGAGAUAUCAAAGGCGGAUGUUUAUUUGGAAAACGAACCCGCCUCAUAUUCCACAACGGCAGAAGUUAUCGAAAAGCCUGCGAGCUCCGAGACGUCGGAAGUGAUAAGCGGGGUCGGAGCCGGCAACUACUAUGAAAACAUCGCCGACAAUACGCUCGUGGCUCGCUUUUCGGCUUUUCCUCACUCUGAGUCGAUGGAAGUAAACACUUCGUCCUCCGAGGAUGCCGAUCUGCACGGCUCCGAAUGUGCGAGUCUCGUGGACAGCUUAGAUGAUCCCAAUUCCCCGCGAUCGGUUGCGUUCAGAAAGUCCGCUCGUAGGAGAAGCGAGCUCGUGAGAUCCUCCAUCGACGUCUUAGAUCUGUUGCCCGAAAACGCAUAUCGAACAGAGAGUGCCGCUUCAAAAGACAAAGGUGAAGCUUUUUUUGUCACGAUAAAAGAUGACCAUUGUGAAUGUGACCGUGAAAAUAAAGACAUCGUAGUAGCGGAUCACAUGCCGGAAAUUAUAAAGCAAAGGUUGUACAGGCGACACAGGAAUAGAGAACUCCGGCUGGAGCGCGCGCGGCGCAGCAAGGCGCAGCAAAUGCGCCGCGAGCUGGCCCACCAGGGCCGCGGCCUUCCGCGCAGCGCCAGGAAUGAGGUAGAGCGAGAGGGCAUCUCCCUCAUUAAAUCGUUAAUUGACGAUGCCAUAUUAAAAAUUGUUCAAGACGAGCUGAAAUGUAUGAGGAUAAAACAAAAGUCGGUCCUGAUGGUGUCGGCAAAGUCCGAUGAAUCCCUAUGUCCAAAGAAUAGGAAAAAUAUUAGUCAUUGUAAAAAAUUAUCCAAAAAUAAUGCAUCGCAGUCGUGUUCGGACGGUAUAGACAAAAAAUAUCGUAAAGAAAAAUUCCAAAUACGAGGAAAACUGUCUCUUCAAGCUUAUCCGUCGUCGCAGCUUGAUGAUAGCAAGUCAAAAAGAAUUUAUCAGAAGUCCGAAAUACACGAUGGAAAAAGAUGCAUUGAAAUCUUAGAGAUAUUAGAGUACGUCAGCAGUUCGGCGAGCUCCCCCGAAACGAGCAACUCCGAUGAAAAUCUCAGUUCAAAGGUCAAGAAGUCGCGAAUCCCUGUCCCAGUAUCUGAUAGAGUAGCUUCCCAACUCAUUCAAACAAGCAAGUGCUCGACCGCUUCCUCUAACGCCACUUCUGCCAGCUUCCCUUACAACGUGGAAAGUAUGAGCGCACAUUCAUCGAGCGCGGCGCGCGAUGUCUCCGAGCAGGCGGACGCGCGAGCCGACGGCGCCACGGCCCCGGCCCGCCGGCGCUCCGCCGCGCUCCACUGCGAACCGCGAUCUCGUUCGAACUCUCUUCGUUUCAAGCGUGUGUUCGAUAUGAUCCCAGAAGAAAAACCCAUUGCGAUCGUGGAAACUGGGAGUGAGCAUCAUAUGUAUUGCCGCCGGGCGUCGUUACCAACUCUUACCGACGAUCCGCUUCAUGACGCAGAAGAAAGCCUUAGAAAAAAAAAAGAAGGAUCUUUAAAUAUAAACCGGAUGUGUACCGGAGUCGCAGCUGUAAAAUCUAUUGUGGAUUCGACGAUCGGGAAAGAGACGAGGAGCGCCGGUACUUCUCCGAUGCCCGACAGAGUGGUACAUCGCAGUGUGUUAACGCAAACACACGCUGUAGGGUCAUCGACAUCGCCUAACCGAUCUGCAGCUACGAGUCCUAUAAGAAACAUGUCGAUGUCUACGCAGACUCUCUCGCCGCGGCGUAAAAGUUCUCCGAACCAAUAUCCGAAGAUUAAAAUUCAACAAGUUUCGCAAAGUUUGCAGCGUCGGCGCGAGCAGUCGCGCCGGCCGUGCGCGCCGCAGCACCCGCGGGCCCGGCAGCCGCCGCCGCCUCCGCCGCCGCCAGGUGGAGGUAACGGACGUAGGGAGAAGACGGUUCGACAGGAGGAAGGUUUGCGGCUCCCGCUGUGCGGCGCAGGGUCGGGGGGUGCGGGAGGCACGGCGGACUGCUCCAGCUCCAGUUCGAGCGAGUCGGGCGGGCUGCUGUGCGCGCUGGCGCCGGGCUGGCUGCACGCUCGCCGCCGCCGCCGCCGCCUCGCUGGCGACGCAGGGCAGUGGGCGGUGACCGUCGCGGGCUCGUGCCGCGCCGCGCUGCCUACGGACGUCGAGAUGCGCCUGCGCUUCCCGGACACCGCGCACGCACCGCGCGCCUGCCCCCCGCCCGCUGCUCAGCCGGCCCAACCUCUUUGCCGCGCCGUACGUCACCCAGUUAUACAAAUAAAUUAUCAAAUUAUGUAG
Papilio xuthus (Asian swallowtail) is the source of this 3998-nucleotide messenger RNA. RefSeq lists its product as uncharacterized. The transcript has 5 exons. NCBI's taxonomy places the organism in Eukaryota, Metazoa, Arthropoda, Insecta, Lepidoptera, Papilionidae. Bases 183 to 3998 code for a protein of 1271 amino acids. The record is from RefSeq and is a predicted model, not a curated record.